Messenger RNA from Nicotiana attenuata, 1577 nucleotides. Its product is annotated as serine/threonine-protein phosphatase PP2A catalytic subunit. The record is from RefSeq and is a predicted model, not a curated record. NCBI's taxonomy places the organism in Eukaryota, Viridiplantae, Streptophyta, Magnoliopsida, Solanales, Solanaceae. Gene Ontology annotation, cellular component: cytosol. The transcript has 11 exons. Gene Ontology annotation, molecular function: protein serine/threonine phosphatase activity. Bases 192 to 1130 code for a protein of 312 amino acids. Gene Ontology annotation, biological process: mitotic cell cycle; peptidyl-serine dephosphorylation.
CCUAUUUCGCCCUUUCCUCUUUGGUUUCACCACCACCACUCGCUCACUCCUCUCUCUCUCUCUCUCUCUCUCCUUUCUAGCUGAGAGAAAAUCAAAUCAAAUCAAACACCGUUUGAUUUUAUCCCCCUUUUCCGCUAGGGUUUCUGCACAAAUUUCCCUCCAGAAGCAGUAGAAAAGAAGAUCAAUCAGCUAUGGAUCCGGUGCCAUCGAGCGCAUCUCAUGGAAAUCUUGACGAACAAAUUGCUCAGCUUAUGCAGUGCAAACCCUUGUCUGAACAGGAGGUAAGAGGACUAUGUGAGAAAGCGAAGGAGAUUCUAAUGGAAGAGAGCAACGUGCAGCCUGUGAAAAGCCCUGUGACUAUAUGUGGUGAUAUUCAUGGUCAGUUCCAUGAUCUUGCUGAGCUUUUUCGAAUUGGUGGAAAGUGUCCUGACACUAAUUAUUUAUUCAUGGGAGAUUAUGUGGAUCGUGGAUACUAUUCUGUUGAAACAGUAACGCUUUUGGUGGCUCUCAAAGUGCGCUAUCCCCAGCGAAUUACAAUCCUAAGGGGUAAUCAUGAGAGUCGCCAGAUUACUCAGGUUUAUGGGUUUUAUGAUGAAUGCCUACGGAAGUAUGGUAAUGCCAAUGUGUGGAAGACUUUCACAGAUCUGUUUGACUACUUUCCUCUGACUGCUUUGGUUGAGUCAGAGAUUUUUUGCCUACACGGUGGUUUGUCUCCAUCUAUUGAAACUCUUGAUAAUAUUCGCAAUUUUGACCGUGUACAAGAAGUUCCACAUGAGGGUGCUAUGUGUGAUCUUUUAUGGUCUGAUCCUGAUGAUCGUUGUGGUUGGGGUAUCUCACCUAGGGGUGCUGGAUAUACAUUUGGCCAAGAUAUCUCUGAGCAGUUUAACCACACCAACAACUUGAAGCUAAUUGCUAGAGCACACCAGCUGGUUAUGGAGGGAUUCAAUUGGGCCCAUGAUCAAAAGGUGGUUACCAUCUUUAGUGCACCUAAUUAUUGUUACCGUUGUGGCAAUAUGGCAUCCAUCUUGGAAGUUGAUGAUUCCAGGGAGCGCACAUUCAUUCAGUUUGAACCAGCUCCAAGGAGAGGGGAACCAGAUGUAACCCGAAGAACACCUGAUUACUUCUUAUGAUGCAAAUGCACAAACCUCUUGAUUUUUGUGCAGAAGGCCCUGCUAACUGCUUUAUAUGCUACGAGCCUCUUACCAGUUUGUAGUUUUUUUCCUGCUAUGGUGGCGCUACUACUAUGAAAUGAAGCAUGUAAAUCAGGCAUGUGAUACUGAAACCUCAUUGAGAUGCUGUGAAAAGAUGGUGAAGCCAAUGACAGAGGGUGCAUGUAUCAUUUUUGCGCAGACAAUAUUUUAACUCUUUUUUUUUCCCUUUGAUCCUAUAUUUUUUGGUUAGAUAGAAAGGACAAUGAUUUGCUUUGUGAUAAUUCUUGUCCCUUUACAAGGACAAUCCCUGUCGUAUAAGCUUUGUAGAGGUAAGAUGAUUAUUUGUUAACACCUUUGAAUGAGUGCUCUUGUAAUUUUCUCUGAGGCCACGGCUCUAGUUUGAUUUCUCAAAGUGGUUUUGUUCAA